Messenger RNA from Arxiozyma heterogenica, 1110 nucleotides. It is a transcript of the gene LIH1, whose product is annotated as putative lipase. The record is from RefSeq and is a predicted model, not a curated record. The transcript has a single exon. NCBI's taxonomy places the organism in Eukaryota, Fungi, Ascomycota, Saccharomycetes, Saccharomycetales, Saccharomycetaceae. Gene Ontology annotation, biological process: lipid metabolic process. Bases 1 to 1110 code for a protein of 369 amino acids.
AUGUACAAUAAAUCAACUAUUUCAAUGUAUUCAAAUCGAACAUUUUAUGUAAUUAUGACAAUAUUUUUAUUUUUACUUCAGACAUUUGUACAGAGCAAAAAUGUUGUUGACUUCUCCCAAACCCUGAAACAAUUCAAUGAGAAAUAUGAUGUUAAAUUUUCAGAUAGUGUGUAUCAACAAUUAACCUAUUUUGUUAGAUCAUCUGCUCUAUCUAGUUGUAUCACUCAUUAUGGGUUAAACCCAGGUUUUACUUUAAAAGAUGGAGGGUGCCCUGCCCAUAUUGAGUUUUGUCAUAACUAUACAUUAAAUCCCAGUAUAGGAAACUCCACCAUUUCUGCUGUUUUUGAAGCAAGCGAAGGAGAAUUAGGAACUGGAUACGUCAUGGUAGAUUAUAGUAACAAGACAAUUAUUGUUGUGUUUAGAAGUUCAACUACCAGCGAAGAUUGGUUUAGUGAUUUUACAAUCCAGCCAACAAAAUAUUCCCCAAUAUCUCAAACAGAAUAUUGGAAACUAGUCAAAAAUAAAAAAUUAUCACCCUGUCAAAAUUGCCAGCUUCAUAAAGGUGUAUCUAAAUUUACAAAAAGUUUAGGUAGAGAUUUUUUGGUUAAAAUCGAACAUAUAUUGAAAAGAUAUCCCACUUUUAAAAUUGUGAUCACAGGUCAUUCGUUGGGUGCUGCACUAGCAAGCAUAGUUGGAAUCGAAUUACGAUUAAGAGGCUAUCAUCCACUUGUCUUAACGUAUGCUUCGCCUAAAAUAUUUAAUUCUAAUUUGAAAAAUUGGGUUAAUGAAUUAUUUGACGCUAAAAUGAUCCAUAAAAAUAUUUUAAACGCUGCGCAAGUUGAAUUGAAAAGAGGUUAUUUUAGAAUCGUUCAUAAGAAUGAUUACAUUCCAUUAGUUCCACCAUUUUAUAAGGCAGCCGGUUUAGAGAUAUUUAUUAAAAAAAUAUCUUUACCACACGAAUUGGAAGACUUGCAAUACAAUGGUAUGAUUAGUGACACAUUUCCAUUAAUGGAAUAUACUGACAAUAUUUCAGGCCUUGUGGAUCAAUUAUUACACACACACGAACACACGUCAUAUUUUAUUUAUUUAAAAGGUUGUAAAUAUUUUUAA